This is a messenger RNA of Sungouiella intermedia, 1815 nucleotides long. NCBI's taxonomy places the organism in Eukaryota, Fungi, Ascomycota, Pichiomycetes, Serinales, Metschnikowiaceae. The record is from the annotation of a GenBank genome assembly.
AUGGUUUACCGCCCGGCGCUUUUCAAUGCUGAGCUGUUUGUAUUGAAAAGAAAGGCAUAUCCACAUACAUCGUUCAUCCAUGGACCCAAUGCCAUGAACAUCUCCCAGCCACUUUCCAGAGCCACCAAUGUGGCGGAGGUGAAUAUUCUGAGAACUUACCAUGACCAGCCAGUGACCCCCAAGUCUGGCUAUUCACGUUACAUGUUUCCGCGGAUUCCCAAACCCAAGAAGUCUGCUUUUUACUACUCGACCUGGACAAAAAAUGGUCAAAGAUUGAAAAUUCCAGGGUUGGCGCUAUCGAAAAGACCGUUUUCUUCGGCACCUUCCAAGAUCAGAAAUAAGACGCAGAACUUCCAUCAGAGGCUCCAGCGCCGGUUUUUCUCCGCCGAAGCACGUCGAAGAAGAAAGGAGAAAAGAAGGUUUGUGAGAUGGUGGACGUUGACGUCCAUCGCGGUUGUUUUGGGAGGUGUGGCUGCCAAAAUCAGAUACGAGCGUGGUGAAGAUGAUGAUGAGGACUACCAGCCGUUCAGUGACUACACCAUCAAGCCUCAGUCGUGGCAUUUGUAUGCGUACUCGACGCUCCCAUUGAAGACCAUCUCGCGGUUGUGGGGCCAGGUCAACUCCAUCAACUUACCAGUAUGGAUGCGGAGCCCUUCUUACAAGCUAUACUCAGCUCUAUUUGGUGUCAAUUUGACUGAAAUGGAGGAACCUGAUUUGACUACCUACCAUAACUUGUCCGAGUUUUUCUACCGUAAAUUGAAACCUGGUGUCAGACCAAUUUCUGACGACGACUUAGUGUCUCCUUCGGACGGAAAAGUUCUCAAGUUUGGAGUCAUUGAGGAUGGUGAAAUCGAGCAGGUAAAGGGUAUGACCUACUCCAUCGAUGCUUUACUUGGUUUGAGUGCUAAGCGUUUGGCUGCACCAACCCACUCAUUGGAGUUCGACCAUGACGCCAAAAAUGAAGCUGUUAUCAAAAGAGAUGAAGAGUUUGCCAAGGUCAAUGGAAUUUCGUACUCUUUGGAUGACAUGUUGGGUGGAGAAGGUGACGAAACUUUCCAUUUGAACCAAUUGGAGUACGAAGAUGAGGGUGAUGGAACUGCCAAAGGCCUGAAACCAUCGGUAGGCAAGGACUUGUCCGUUGCACAGAAUUUGGCGCCCACUCCAUUUGAGAUGCUCCACCAGAGUUCGCAUAGUAAUUUGUAUUUUGCUGUUAUCUACUUGGCUCCAGGAGAUUACCACAGAUACCAUUCUCCUACCAACUGGGUGACUACGUUGAGACGUCAUUUCAUUGGUGAGCUCUUCUCGGUGGCUCCUUUCUUCCAGAAGACAUUGCAAGGUCUCUUUGUAUUGAAUGAGAGAGUUGCACUUUUGGGUUACUGGAAGUACGGUUUCUUCUCAAUGAUUCCUGUUGGUGCCACCAAUGUGGGAAGUAUUGUGGUGAAUUUUGACAAGGACUUGAAGACCAACGAUGUGUAUGAGCAUGAAGUGUACCUGAGAAAUUCAGAAAGUUCUGUUCACUCGAAUUCAAGCUCCACUGAUGAGUUGACACCAUUGUUGGAGAAGCUGGAUGUCACAAGCACAACGAGUGUGAGCAGCAAACCAAAGAAAUUGAAGAAGAAUACCGUUUACGAGGCUACAUAUACUGGGGCUAGUGCACUUCUAGGUGGUUUCCCAUUGAGUAAAGGUGAAGAGGUUGGAGGCUUCAAGUUGGGGUCUACAGUGGUGUUGGUAUUUGAGGCACCUGAUAAUUUCCAGUUUGACCUCAAUGUUGGCCAGAAGAUCAAGAUGGGAGAGUCUCUAGGACGCUUCAACUAA